Molecule: messenger RNA, 923 nt
Organism: Camelina sativa (false flax)
Lineage: Eukaryota; Viridiplantae; Streptophyta; Magnoliopsida; Brassicales; Brassicaceae
Source: RefSeq, a predicted model, not a curated record
AUGGGAGAGCUCGGAAGAUCGAUCGAUUCAGAGAUGAUGAACGAGUCAUCGUCUUCCUCUGCUAGUAAUUGUAGUCAUUUGUUUGUUGGUCACGGAAUCUGCCUCGCCUGUAAAACAAAGGUGAGCUGUGUCGAAGGCCAACCAUUCGGUUAUCUCUUCCCCGGUUUAUGUUUGAGCCGCGAAGCUGUAUCUGUUACAAAGCAUCUCACAACCCUAAUCUCAGUUUACGGACAUAGGAAGCUUCACUUAGUCCUUGACUUGGACCGCACGCUAAUCCACUCCAUGAAGACUACAAAUCUUACUAAAGCAGAGAAGUAUCUUAUCAAAGAAGAGAAAUCAGGUUCAAGGAAAGAUCUGCGGACCUAUGACGGUAGAUUAAUAAUUAAGUUGCGACCUUUUGUUGAAGAGUUCCUUAAAGAAGCCAACAAGCUGUUUACUAUGUUUGCUUACACAAAAGGCCGUUCGAGUUACGGUCACGCUGUUGUGAGGAUGAUUGAUCCAAACAAAAUCUAUUUCGGGGAUCGAGUGAUAACUAGGGAAGAGAGUCCUGGCACGAAGACACUUGAUCUUGUCUUAGCUGAUGAACGUGGAAUCGUUAUUGUGGAUGAUAAGCUAGAUGCUUGGCCUCAUCAUCAGAGAAACUUGUUGGAGGUCACAAAAUACUUCUAUUUCAGAAACGAUCACAAAUACACUAAACCAUCUUACGCAGAGAGGAAGAGUGACGAGAGUAGAAGCAAAAGAGUAUUGAUGAAUCUUCUGAAAUUCCUGAAGCAAGUUCAUAAUGGAUUCUUUACCUGUGGGCUUGAAGAUGAGUUAGAUUUUAAGGACGUUAGGUGCUUGAUUAAAGGUCCCUUUAAACCACCUGGAUGCUAAAUUUUUGAACUUUUUACCAAUUGAAUAAAGGUAUGGAUUUUUAUCAUUAC